Messenger RNA from Octopus sinensis (East Asian common octopus), 3888 nucleotides. Its product is annotated as heparan-alpha-glucosaminide N-acetyltransferase. The transcript is spliced from 17 exons. Lineage: Eukaryota; Metazoa; Mollusca; Cephalopoda; Octopoda; Octopodidae. Bases 295 to 2085 code for a protein of 596 amino acids. The record is from RefSeq and is a predicted model, not a curated record.
UCUCCAUUUCCGAUGUAGCAAACCCAUGAUUUGAGUAUAAUCAGAUUGCUAUUUCAAACGGAUUGAUGACCAUAUAAUAUAGUUCCCGCGCUGGUUUGUCCUAUAUCAUAUAACAAACAUGUGACUUGUUUGUUUACUUCCGGCUAUCUCACGAGACAGAGGAAGCUAUCAUCGUAUACUUCGAAAUACGUGUCGACGCCCUUGUCAUAGUUCUUUACCUUGUUGAUAGCUGUGCUGUGGUUUUUUUCAAACAAUCUCCUUCCUGGUACGCUGAGGUGAAAGUUCUCAGACAGCAUGAGUGUCCGUACACUCUCACUUUUGUGUAUCAUUUGCUGUCAAUGUAUAUUUGCUGUUCAGGAUGAGUCUUUGGAAAAAGUUUCUCCCUGUAGAAAUGAAACACUCAAGCCAAAAGUCAACACAGCCAACAUAAUGAUUAAAAGUGAAUCCACAACAAACUUGUCUUACUUUUCUCAAAGUUCAGAAUGUUGGAAAUGUAAGCUAAGAUUAAAAGCCCGCAUCAACCCUGGAACCACAUGUUCUUUGAGAGUGGAUUCUCGAUGGCCUGUACACUUUAAGGUUACGGAUGAGGAAGGAGAUUUAUGUCAGGAGACUACAUUCCAUUUUAAAGAGAGUGGUAUUUAUAAUUUGUUGAUUUACAACAGAACCCAUUGUUCUCAGGAACUGACAAACAAUCCCACUGACAUUUUGAUCCCAAUUUAUGUCAGCAUAGCUGUUGUAUUUGUAAUCAUCUUGCUGAGAUAUGCAUUUUAUUUCAAACGCAGUGUCACCUUCAGAAGAAUCAUUGCCCGAUUUAGUCAAGAGAAACUAAUUGAAGCAGAUCUUGGCUCUCCAGACAGCAUCAACCCCACAGAUGAUAAUGAAAGCCUACGUAGCCGUGUACUUGUACGGGAAAGGUUAAAAUCACUUGAUGCAUUUCGAGGAAUUAGCAUUGUGGACAUGAUAUUUGUCAAUUGUGGAGGCGGUGAAUAUUGGUUCUUCAAGCAUUCAACUUGGAAUGGAAUAACUUUUGCGGAUCUAGUUUUUCCUUGGUUUGUCUUCAUCAUGGGAACCUCUAUGGCUUAUAGUUUUCGAAGCAUGAUGCGGAAAGAGAUUAAAAAACACACAAUCAUAGGAAAGAUAAUUUGGAGAACACUUGUGUUGUUUUUCCUUGGAAUCAUAAUCAACACUAUAAACAUACACAAUAUUGAAUUAAAAGAUAUCCGUAUUCCUGGAGUACUUCAACGUAUUGCUGUAACUUACUUUGUUGUAUCUAUAGCACACAUGUUUUCUGCCCGACCAGCUGACAGCCAUCAAUUUGUUUGGUGGAGUCCAAUCCAAGAUAUUGUUAAUUAUUGGCUUGACUGGGUUGUUGCGUUAAGUCUACUGAUUAUCUAUCUUUGUGUGACAUUCUGUUUACCAGUGCCAGGCUGUCCAACUGGUUACCUAGGUCCUGGUGGAUUGAGUGAUUAUGGUAAACACAAGAAUUGUACAGGUGGUGCAGCUGGCUAUAUUGAUAGACAAGUGUUUGGAAAAUCACACAUGUAUCCAAGAGGAACAUAUAGGGAGAUCUAUCAUACUCAUCAAUCGUUUGAUCCAGAAGGACUUCUUGGCACCCUUACAUCAUGUGUUAUUUGUUUCCUUGGAUUACAGGCAGGAAAAAUAUUUCUUAUGUUUCGGAUGCAUUCAGAAAGAGUGAAACGAUUUUGUAUCUGGGGUGUUGUUAUAGGUGCUAUUGCGUUGGGCUUGUCAGAAGCUUCAAAAGAUGAAGGAAUUAUUCCACUCAACAAAAAUCUUUGGUCUGUCUCAUUCAUUUUUGCAGCAGCUUCAUUAGCUUUCUUCGUGCUUGCUCUCUGUUAUCUUGCAAUUGAUGUAGGGAACAUUUGGUCUGGAAUACCAUUUACCUGGGCAGGGAUGAAUGCUAUAGCAUUGUAUAUGGGCCACGAAAUCUUUGUUUGCAAAUUCCCAAUAUACUGGAAAAUAGAAAGCAAUCACGUAUCUCAUUACCUAAUGAAUUUAUGGGGUGCAACAUUUUGGUUUUUAAUUGCUGCUUUUAUGCAUUACAAAGAACUAUAUAUCUCAAUCUAAUCAUGUUGGAACAAUUCCUAGGCAUCUGAUUCAAACUAUAUGAAGUGAACUGAUUUAAUUUUUGUUUUUGUCUAUUAUUUUCUUUAUUCUAUAAAGUAUGCCAUCUUCAUCUAAAAACUUCUAUAUAAUAUGUGCAUAUUUUGUGUACUAUGCAAAUAAUUAAAAGAAUAAUUAUUUUAGAGUAUCUUUUGUAGAAUAUGAAAAAAAAAAAUCCAUUUUCAAGUCCUUUUCUAUUUAAAAAAAAUUCUAAAAAUGAACAAAUUCAGAAAAAUUCAACUUACAAAAGAUAUUUUUUCAUCAAAUAAUUUUUUAAACAUCAUAAAACUAUAUUUGUUAGGCUUUCUUCCCUAUACAAAUAUUGAAUGUUUUAUAAUCCUUCUAUCAUUGCAUAAAAUUAUAAUCUAAAUGCCAUAUUGUAUAUAAGAGCAUCAGUAAUUUUAAAUUUUAAAUAUAUUACUAAAAAGUUUCUUCCAAGUGAGAUCAGAUUAAGUCCAAAGUUCACUAGAUUUAGAUUUAUAACAUUGUGAUGUGAUGAUUUUUAUUUAAACCAGAAGAAAGAUUGUCAAGUUUCUGAUUAAAGAAGCUUUGUGGUGAAUGUCACAAUAUAGUAACCAUCAGACUUAUUACUUGAUUAUUCUUCUGGUGCAAUGUUUAAAAUCAAGUUAAUUUUCUCAGAUGAACAUAUAGCUGUUUUAUGAUUAAGGUAUUUUUUAAACAAUACACUAGGACUAUUUUAAUGAGUUUUAGGUUCAAAUCCUGCCCUGGUUGACUUUGCCUUUCAUCAAUCCAGGAGUGAAAAAAACAGAAAAUCAAAGUGCCAAACAUGAAACAAAAUUAAUAGAAUUCACUAUACUCUUAAAUGUGCUGCCCUAGCAUUACUUUAGUCUAAUGGCUGAAACCUGUAAAAAAAAUAGGAACAUUUCAGUUUUUCAAUUAUCAGUAAUAUUUACUGUUCUAACUAUAAACAUGAACCCAAACUCUAACCUAGAAUCAGCUGUCACUUUAUAUAUUUGAUUGAUUGGUCUCUCUUAGAGAAAUUAAAGUAAUAUUUUUAAUACACCUAACAUAGUACUGCAUGUAUCCAUCCUCAUUCCAGUUUCAUCUUGGGAGGGUUUGAGUCGAACACUUGAAAGUUUAAAACAACAUUCAAUUAUAGUAUAAGCUCCUUGCUGUUGUAGCAAGGAGCUUUAAUGCAAAUGAUUUUUUAUUUACUCUUAGGUGCACUAUUUUAGAUUUAAAGAUACAAACCAAUGAAUCUUUGGCCAAUGACUUGUUACUUUUUUUUGGGGUUUUGUUUUUUCAAAACAAUAAUUCUGAUAGUUUGAUAACAUACAUAUUUCACUUAAACUUAAGUUUGACGUUUAAACUUAGUCACAACAGUUCAUUUGUGUUAAAAAAUAUAUCUGAAAAUUAGAUUAGUCCUUAUUCAAAACAGGACAACUGGUCUAUCAUUGAUUGCAUCUUAAAUUCUUUACCUGUGAUAUAUAAACUGAAGUAUUUAUUUUUUAUGCCUCCUCUUGAAUAUAAGAUUAAAUACUCAUGCUCUUCUCUCGAUUUGAUUUAUUAUUAGGGCAAAUUCUUUGUAAACAUUAAUCAAUUAUUAAGUGCUUUGGAGAUGUAACUGGUUUAUAUCACACAAAUACUCAGUUAUUAUUAUUAUUAUUAUUAUUAUUAAUGGGACUAAAAGUUUUAAACUUUAUUUAAGCAUCAGUUGCUUAUGACAUCCUUAUAUCAUUUUCAUGUUUACCCAGCUGUGCAUGGAACUGUUACAAUUUUUGCAUAUUAAAAUAUGAUCAAUUUUUA